Penicillium soppii is the source of this 1146-nucleotide messenger RNA. Its product is annotated as zinc-binding alcohol dehydrogenase family protein. The record is from RefSeq and is a predicted model, not a curated record. The transcript has a single exon. The coding region runs from base 1 to 1146 and encodes 381 amino acids. Gene Ontology annotation, molecular function: oxidoreductase activity, acting on NAD(P)H. Lineage: Eukaryota; Fungi; Ascomycota; Eurotiomycetes; Eurotiales; Aspergillaceae.
AUGGCACCACUGAACCAGGCGGCUUGGAUUCCCGCCAAAAAGGUCCUGCCAUUUGAAGUCGGCGAUGCGCCCUACACGCGCCCUGGGUCGGGCCAGGUCGUGGUCAAGAACCUCGCCGUGGCCAUUAACCCUUUCGACUGGGUGCUGCAGUACAUUGGUCCAGCGCUUGCUAGCCAUAUCAGCUAUCCUUUCAUCUUUGGUACCGAUGUUGCUGGUGCAGUCGUCGAGAUUGGCCCCGAUGUGGAGCGUUUCCGCGUGGGUGACCGAGUCUGCGGUAGUGCUGCGGCCAUUGCGAAAGAGGUCAACAGCCCGGCCGAAGGAGCGUUCCAGCUCUAUACAGUAAUGCGACAGAACAUGUUAACGCCGAUUCCACCCAACAUCACCGAUGAACAGGCCUGUGUCUUGGGGCUAGGUCUCGGGACUGCAGCGUACGGUCUCUUCCACUCGAAUUAUCUGGGCCUCGACUUGCCUCAGAACCCGGCACCUACCAAAGCUGUGGGCAAAUCAGGCUCACUGCGCACUGUAAUUAUCACUGGCGGUGCUUCGAGUGUUGGUAGCAACGCCGUUCAGCUUGCUGUGGCCGCUGGCUACCAAGUCUUGUCUACGUCAUCUCCCAAGAACUUUGACUAUGUCAAGGGUCUUGGUGCCGCUCAAGUCUUCGACUACAGGAGCAAAACAUUAAUCAAGGAUCUCCUUGGUGCUUUGAAAGACCACGAGCUGGUCGGUGCCUACACAAUUGGCAAUGGUGCCGUUAAGACAUGCACCGCAGUUAUGAAGAAACAUGAUCCUAAACUCACCCGGAAGCUCAUUGCCGUGGCAGGCGCCAUCAUACCUGCGGAGAAGCUUACCACGUUUGUUGGCAAGGGUACUUACUUCAUGGGCAUGAUGGGCGGUAUGGUUAAAUCGGCUGGGACGCGCAUGAGAACCGGGGUCGAGGCCAAAUUCAUCCUCGUCAACGGCCUAGUUGACCCCGCUAGCGUCGUCUCUCAUAUCUACACGAAUUUCCUGCCACAGGCACUUGAACAGGGCCAGUUUGUGCCCGCUCCUCCUCCGUAUGUUGUGGGCAAGGGGCUGGACAAGAUUCAAGAGGCUCUCCAUCUUCAGAGAAUGGGUGUAUCCGGAAAGAAGCUUGUUGUGACGCUUUAG